Molecule: messenger RNA, 1089 nt
Organism: Pichia membranifaciens NRRL Y-2026
Lineage: Eukaryota; Fungi; Ascomycota; Pichiomycetes; Pichiales; Pichiaceae
Exons: 1
Coding region: 1-1089 (362 amino acids)
Biological process (GO): tRNA dihydrouridine synthesis
Cellular component (GO): cytoplasm
Molecular function (GO): flavin adenine dinucleotide binding; tRNA dihydrouridine synthase activity
Source: RefSeq, a predicted model, not a curated record
AUGCUUGACUACCGUGCGAAGUUUGUUCUGGCUCCGAUGGUCAGGAUCGGAGAGCUUCCAACCAGACUUCUAGCUUUGAAAUUCGGGGCUGACUUGGUGUGGGGCCCCGAGAUCAUCGAUAAGAAACUGCUAACGUGCGAACGUAAGUACAACGACCAGUUGAAGACCGUCGACUUUUUGUCGAAGACAGGGAACAAGAAGGUUCCCGGAAUGACAGACUUGGUAUUCAGGACAUUCCCCGAGAUGGAGAAGGACAAGGUGGUGUUUCAGAUGGGCACGGCGAACGCGCAGUUGGCAGUCGACGCUGCCAAGAUAGUCAUCGAGGAUGUCGGUGCCAUCGACAUCAACGCUGGAUGCCCAAAACACUUCUCCAUCCAUUCAGGCAUGGGAGCUGCGUUGCUGAGCACUCCGGACCUCCUGUGCGAAAUCCUGACUCGCUUAGUGAACGAGGUGGGAAAGCCGAACGAAAAGCCCAUCAGUGUGAAGAUCCGCUUGCUACCGAAGAAGGAAGAUACCCUGGCGUUGGUUGGCAGAUUGGUAAAGACGGGAAUAUCCAACCUCACGUUGCACUGUCGAACAAGAGAGAUGAGAAACAGAGAAGACCCGAUCAGAGACUACGUUGACGAAAUACACCAGAUUUGCAAGGACAACAACGUCACCUUCAUUAUCAAUGGCAAGGUGGAAAGCUACCAAGACUACGCUGGCUUGCAGGAACAGUACGGAGAAGAUGUUGGGGCCAUGGUUGCCUCUGCGGCCGAAAAGAAUCCUACUUGUUUCAACAAAGAUGGCCCGUUGCCAUGGUACACCGCGGCCAAGGAAUUUGUCCGCUUCGCCCAGCAAUUUACCCAUCAUCCUGCAAACACAAAGUACUGCCUUGCAAGAAUGGUGCCGAACGACCACAACAAAAACAAGAUCUAUCACUUGAUCACUAAGGCCAGCACUGGAGAGCAGUUCAUAGAUAUUAUCCUGACAAAGAUGAGUGACACUGGGGAAUAUAUCGGCGAUAGCAAUGCUAACCCUGUCGAAAAGGAGGUCAAGCGGAAAAGUGCGGAAGAUAACGAAGCCUCCACCAAAAGAAUAAAGGUGUGA